Propithecus coquereli (Coquerel's sifaka) is the source of this 2452-nucleotide messenger RNA. RefSeq names its product v-akt murine thymoma viral oncogene homolog 1 (gene AKT1). NCBI's taxonomy places the organism in Eukaryota, Metazoa, Chordata, Mammalia, Primates, Indriidae. Bases 98 to 1540 code for a protein of 480 amino acids. Gene Ontology annotation, biological process: protein phosphorylation. Gene Ontology annotation, molecular function: ATP binding; protein serine/threonine kinase activity. The transcript has 13 exons. The record is from RefSeq and is a predicted model, not a curated record.
GAGGCCGCGGCCAGGCUGCUGGGCCCAGGGAGAGCCUGCCUGAGAGGAGACUGUGAGCGAGGCCUGGGCCGCGCGGCCUGCUGGAGCCCCGGGCACCAUGAACGACGUGGCCAUCGUGAAGGAGGGCUGGCUGCACAAACGAGGGGAGUACAUCAAAACCUGGCGGCCCCGCUACUUCCUGCUGAAGAACGACGGCACCUUCAUUGGCUACAAGGAGCGGCCGCAGGAUGUGGACCAGCGCGAGUCCCCCCUCAACAACUUCUCCGUGGCACAAUGCCAGCUGAUGAAGACGGAGCGGCCCAGGCCCAACACCUUCAUCAUCCGCUGCCUGCAGUGGACCACGGUCAUCGAGCGCACCUUCCACGUGGAGACGCCUGAGGAGCGGGAGGAGUGGACGACCGCCAUCCAGACGGUGGCCGACGGACUUAAGAAGCAGGAGGAGGAGAUGAUGGACUUCCGGUCGGGCUCACCCAGUGACAACUCCGGGGCUGAAGAGAUGGAGGUGUCCCUGGCCAAGCCCAAGCACCGCGUGACCAUGAACGAGUUCGAGUACCUGAAGCUGCUGGGCAAGGGCACCUUCGGGAAGGUGAUCCUGGUGAAGGAGAAGGCCACCGGCCGCUACUACGCCAUGAAGAUCCUGAAGAAGGAGGUCAUCGUGGCCAAGGACGAGGUGGCCCACACGCUCACCGAGAACCGCGUCCUCCAGAACUCCAGGCACCCUUUCCUCACGGCCCUGAAGUACUCCUUCCAGACCCAUGACCGCCUCUGCUUUGUCAUGGAGUACGCCAACGGGGGCGAGCUCUUCUUCCACCUGUCCCGCGAGCGCGUGUUCUCCGAGGACCGGGCCCGCUUCUACGGCGCCGAGAUCGUGUCGGCCCUGGACUACCUGCACUCAGAGAAGAACGUGGUGUACCGGGACCUCAAGCUGGAGAACCUCAUGCUGGACAAGGACGGGCACAUCAAGAUCACGGACUUCGGGCUGUGCAAGGAGGGCAUCAAGGACGGCGCCACCAUGAAGACCUUCUGCGGCACGCCCGAGUACCUGGCCCCUGAGGUGCUGGAGGACAACGACUACGGCCGGGCCGUGGACUGGUGGGGGCUGGGCGUGGUCAUGUACGAGAUGAUGUGCGGCCGCCUGCCCUUCUACAACCAGGACCACGAGAAGCUCUUCGAGCUCAUCCUCAUGGAGGAGAUCCGCUUCCCGCGCACGCUCGGCCCCGAAGCCAAGUCCCUGCUCUCGGGGCUGCUCAAGAAGGACCCUAAGCAGAGGCUCGGUGGGGGCUCCGAGGACGCCAAGGAGAUCAUGCAGCACCGCUUCUUCGCCGGCAUCGUGUGGCAGGACGUGUACGAGAAGAAGCUCAGCCCGCCCUUCAAGCCCCAGGUCACAUCGGAGACGGACACCAGGUAUUUUGACGAGGAGUUCACGGCCCAGAUGAUCACCAUCACGCCGCCCGACCAAGACGACAGCAUGGAGUGCGUGGACAGCGAGCGGAGGCCGCACUUUCCUCAGUUCUCCUACUCGGCCAGCGGCACGGCCUGAGGCGGCCACCGGGCAGCCACGGCUCUGCUCCGGACAGCGGCUCCACGGCCAGAGGAGGCCCCAGGCGGAUGGCGCGCGUUGAAUGGUUUUAUUCCCGGGGUGUGUCUGAGAGGAGCCACGCCAUCCUCCCGAGCACGGUGGAAAGAUGCUUCGUGCUGUGGGCAGCAUCCUUGGGGAAGAAAAUUGCCCUGCAAUUUUCCUUAAUUUAUUUCAUCCAAUUUGUGCUCCUGAUGUGGCCUUGGGCCUCAGAACAAUUAGAUUUUCGUAGGAAAACGUUCAGGACUUCUGCAGCCACGUGCAGUGGGUCCGGGGUCCAGGCAGGUCCUGCCGCUGCCCCAGCCCCGCCCCGCCCCGUUAGCCCGUCUCACCAACUGGCCCUGGCUGUCACCUGGGUCUAGCGCACCAGAAGCAACCUCAUAGUGGCAUGCUGGCUGGUACCCUCGGGGGGGCACGUGGCAGCCCCCCAGGACUAAGGCCAUGCCUGCAAGGAUGUCCUCAGAGGCUGGCCCCCCUGAGACAGGACCUGGGGUGGGGGUUGGGCCAGGGUUCGCCCAACAGGACAGAGAAACAAGGUUUAAAUUUGUUGCUGUGUAUUACGUUGUUCAGAUGCAUUGGCGGGUGGUUAAUCUUAGUAAAAAGAAAGCCCCCUCCAUCCCACCCCUUCUCCCUCCUGUGUCGCGGUCUUGGUGGCCGUCCCACCGAGCACCUCCCGCUCAGACGACUCCUCCACAGUAGCACUUGUCUUCUAGACGCUUACUUUCAGCUGUGCGCCCAGGCCCCCGCUCCCUUCUGCAGGGAGGCUGGCACUGGGCCCCCACGCCCCUCCCAGCCAGAUGCUGCCGCCGCCGCCGCUGCACCUUGGCGUUUUUUUACGACAUUCAACUUUAGUAUUUUUACUAUUAUAAUAUGAAA